Stylophora pistillata is the source of this 1937-nucleotide messenger RNA. Its product is annotated as CUE domain-containing protein 1. NCBI's taxonomy places the organism in Eukaryota, Metazoa, Cnidaria, Anthozoa, Scleractinia, Pocilloporidae. Gene Ontology annotation, molecular function: ubiquitin binding. The record is from RefSeq and is a predicted model, not a curated record.
AAAGGAAGCUGAAGGAGCAGAACGACAGAGGAAACGAAGGCCUUCCGCUUGAAAACAAAUACUGAAUUUUGUUCGUGGAAUGCCGUGUUCUUUGGGCUUAAUCUUUAGAUUAAGACACUAGUUACUCCUCUAAUUGAAAGACAGACCAACAGACGCACAAUUAACGGCAUUUUCUUCUUUUGACGACGCAAAAUAAGCAUACGGUAGCUUGAGUUCGUAAAUGGUUCCAAUGUUCGGAGGUACAAACCUCAUGCAUCGUCCUCCCGAAAGGCCACGGACAACUGGACAAGCGAAUAAUGAACCAAGACAACUGGACUUCACGGCGGCUAUGAACGACUUUAAACACAUGUUUCCUAACGUGGACCGAGAAGUUAUAGAAGCGGUUUUACGCGCUAACAACGGCUUGGUAGACGCUACUAUUGAUCAACUAUUGUCGAUGGGACUUGAUAUGGAAGGCUGCAAUACCUCUUCAAAGCGGUCUGAUCUUCCGCCCUUACCCUCUUACAGUGAUGUGGAUCGUUCGGAACCGCCUCCAGCUUACACACCUCGAGAUGACAAAAUUUCGCCGAGUUCUGGGAGUCCGUCUCGUCCGCUCCCCGCUAGACCUUACUCGGCAUGGAAUCCACCAUUACUCGGCAAAUUACCGGAUGAUUUCUUACGUCUCGGUCCUCCUUCAACGAGCUCUCCUGGCGUUUUUGGCGACAGUAUGGGCGACCAAGAGCUAGAAAGAUUUGUGGAAGAUGAAAAAUUGGCGAUGGUCUUGCAGAAUGAAGAAUUUAUUAGAGAGCUGAGACAUAAUAAGGAUUUUAUGUCGUCACUGGAAAAAGAUAGGCAAAGAAAUACAGUUCCAUCUCAGAACAUGACACCAGUAGAAGCCCCUUCUAGCAAUGUUCUAGUGGCUGCUGGAGGAAGCAACAGUAGCAGGCAUGCACCUCAGUCUCAGACACCAGCACCAGUGCCCUCUGCAAGCCCAGAAACUGCUGGAGCAGUAGGUGGACACCCAGCCCCCGCUGCUGGUUCCACCUCCCCACAUGACGAUGCUGUCCUGAGGGAGAAGUUGAAGCAUAUGGGAAAGAGUACAAGAAAGAAGUUUGACAAACUGGCACGAAUGUUUCACAGGAAGAAUGUGAACAGACCCAAUCUCAUUGCUACUGGUACUGCUGCAUCCACCGCCAACCUUCUGGAAGGUUACAGUGAUGAUGACGAUGAUAAAAUGCUAAAUGCUAUGGGAUCUGCAAGGCUGGAAAUUAUGGAUGAGAGAGAUGAGGACAAAGAAAGAGAGAAAUCACCUGAAAAGACUGCCACUCAGCAGAAGCCACGGGAGGCAGAACAGAGGAAGCCACCUGGAAGUGUUGAACCAAUAGUUUUCUUCUCUGACGAUGAUGAGUUUCAAUUUAAACAAGAAAACUAGAAAUACAUAUGUAUAUAGUGAAAAGAAUAAAUUUCAAAUGUCAUUCAGGUCUGUUAUAGGGUACAGAAAUUACUGCUUUUGAUGUAAAAUGGGGCGAGGAUUUCAAGAGAAAUACUACAGUACACGCCCCACCUUGGUAAUGAAAGAGCACCAGCCUGAAGUAUUGUAAGACUUAACAACUCGCAUAAUUUACAGUAAAUGUCAUGGCUGACUCCGAAUCUUAAUACCACGCCUGGCUGUUUUAUUCUUAAAUUUAUCCAGUGCAGUGUUAACGGGAAUGUGCACGUCAAAAGGAACGUAUUCUGUGUAGUUGAACCAAGGGAAUUGUCCCUCUUCAUUGUCACUAUAUAGUAGGUAAACGUAAAUUGUAAACUAUUUAUCCAACCAAUUUAUUAGGGGGCAUCUCUCGGAAAUGAAAGUCUGUGGGAAAGGCAUACACCCAGGGAUAGUUUACAUAAAUCAUUACAAAUUAUUAUUAUAAUACAUAGAUAAAAAAAAAUUAUUAAAUUUUGAUUUGUUUCGUAAA